UGACCGCAGGCGGCGAAAGACAGAACUAACUAAAUACAACGUUCAGAGGCCCUUAGCUCCCUUCCGGGACGUUUGGAAUCAGAUCGACUGUGGGCGCCCUGCUGGCAUCUGAGCUGGGAUGGAAAUUCUACGAUGCAGAUGACUAUCACCCGGAGGAAAAUCGUAUGAAGAUGGGAAAGGGGAUCCCGCUGAGUGACCAGGACAGGAUUCCAUGGCUCUGCAACUUGCAUGACAUUUUAUUAAGAGAUGUAUCCUCAGGACAGCACGUGGUUCUAGCCUGUUCAGCCCUGAAGAAAAUGUACAGAGACAUCCUCAUCCGAGGAAAAGAUGGUGCAGCUCUGAAGCAUGAGGAGUCAGGAGAGAAAGAAAGGCUGGCUGAAGUGCAGCUCUUGGUGGUCCAUCUGAGGGGGUCGUUUGAAGUCAUCUCUGGACGCUUACUCAAGAGAAAAGGACAUUUCAUGCCCCCUGAGUUACUGCAGUCCCAGUUUGAGACUCUGGAGCCCCCAGCAGCUCCAGAAAACUUUAUCCAAGUCAGUGUGGACAGCAGUCUUUCAGAGGUAAUUGCUACAGUUAUGGAAACUUUAAAAAUGAAAUCAGAAUCAUUUCUUAUCAGUGGUCCACAGCAGAAUUAGGAAUAAAUCUCUAGCCCAUUCCAAACCUUGUUCCAGUCUCCUUGCCUGUACUGUACUCUGAAUUCUUCUUAAGGUGAACAAACCACAAUGUGUUGAGAUACUAUACUUGUUUGGAUGUAUUUUUAGGAAUUUGUGACAUACUUAGCACCAUGUGCUGCUAUGUUGGGAGAAGAGGAGAGGGAACUUUAAAGGUCAAGCUUAAACUGAAGUUUAAAUUCAUCUGUGACCCAAUCAAAUGAUCAGAGGAAAUUCUGUCAUCCAUGUUGGAAACGAUUACCUUUUUUAGAACGUUCUCGCUCAUGCCUUUAUUUGUACGAAUAAAUGAAACUUGGCUAUCCUUGA
Galeopterus variegatus (Sunda flying lemur) is the source of this 974-nucleotide messenger RNA. It is a transcript of the gene IDNK, whose product is annotated as idnK, gluconokinase homolog (E. coli). The transcript is spliced from 5 exons. NCBI's taxonomy places the organism in Eukaryota, Metazoa, Chordata, Mammalia, Dermoptera, Cynocephalidae. Gene Ontology annotation, cellular component: cytoplasm. Bases 165 to 632 code for a protein of 155 amino acids. The record is from RefSeq and is a predicted model, not a curated record. Gene Ontology annotation, molecular function: gluconokinase activity.